Molecule: messenger RNA, 1622 nt
Organism: Vigna umbellata (rice bean)
Lineage: Eukaryota; Viridiplantae; Streptophyta; Magnoliopsida; Fabales; Fabaceae
Product: Leucine-rich repeat (LRR) family protein
Molecular function (GO): protein binding
Source: RefSeq, a predicted model, not a curated record
UGAUGGCAUAGACCAGAGAAUUCUCUUAUUUAUUAGCAUAUAUAGUGAUUCACUCAUUAGCCAUUCUUUGCCAUAGUCUCUAAAAGCAAUGGCUUCAACUUCAGCAUCUUGUUCCUUUACCAUUAGUGUGUUAUUCCUCAUUUUUGUGCACCUGUCUUGUUUCGCAAACAACCUUAAUGCAAAGCACAGUCACAACCAUCGCAAGCCUCAACACACUGAAAAUCCUCCCUUGAAUCCAAGACUUCACAUGGCCUUUCUUGGCCUCCAAGCAUGGAAGCAAGUCAUCUACUCAGACCCAAAUAACUUCACUGCCAAUUGGGUAGGUCCUUCAGUCUGCAACUACACAGGUGUGUACUGUGCUCCCUCAGUUGAUGAUCCUGAAGUGAGAGUUGUGGCUGGCAUUGACCUUAACUUUGGAGACAUAGCAGGGUUCCUACCCGAUGAAAUAGGCCUUCUGUCAGACCUUGCACUCCUUCACCUUAGUAACAACCGCUUCUGUGGCAUUCUGCCAAUGUCCUUAACCAACCUCACUCUACUCUAUGAGCUUGAUAUUAGCAGCAACAGGUUUGUUGGUCCCUUUCCUUUGGUUUUGCUUUCCCUUCCUAUGCUCACCUACCUUGACCUCCGCUACAAUGAAUUUGAAGGGCCAUUGCCUCCUCAACUAUUCAACAAAACCUUUGAUGCCAUUUUCCUCAACAACAACCGCUUCAGCAGUUCUAUACCUCCAAACUUGGGCAAAAACUCAGUUUCUGUCUUGGUCUUUGCCAACAACAAAUUUGGAGGGUGUCUUCCAGAGAGCAUAGUGAACUUUGCUGACACUUUGGAGGAGCUUGUGCUAAUCAACACUAGCUUGUCAGGUUGUUUGCCACAGCAAGUGGGGUUUCUCUACAAACUUAGAGUGCUGGAUGUGAGUUUCAACAGCAUUGUUGGCCCCAUUCCUUAUAGCCUUGCAGGGUUGUCUCACUUGGAGCAACUAAACCUGGGACACAACAUGAUGAGUGGCACUGUCCCUAUGGGGGUUUGUGAGUUGCCAAACUUGGCAAACUUCACUUUCUCUUACAAUUUCUUCUGUGAGGAAGAGGGCAUCUGUCAGAACUUGACAUCAAAGAGAAUAGUGUUUGAUGACAGAAGGAACUGUUUGCCAGAGAAGCCACUGCAGAGGAGCCAAAAGGAAUGCAGUGCCAAACUUGAACACCCAGUUGAUUGCUCUGAGCUUUGCUGUGUUGUUGGGAGCAAUGUCUCUGCUGGUUCAGUGGCUGUUCCACCUGCUGCUAUUCCCUCAGCAAUGCCUGUAUCUGCUCCUCUUCUUGCACCAAGCCACCCUUAAGCAAAAUGUUUGUAUUGAUAUGAAUAGGAAAAAUAAAAGUCCAAAUUUGAGUUAGGAAGUGAUCUUGUAGAUACAAAGUUGUGUGCUAAAUGUGUCUGUAUUCUAUUGCGUCAUGCGUCUUAUUCCUUGUAAAGUGUUUCAUUUGACAGGAAGUGAGCGAGUUCUAGAUAUCUCUCGUUUUGUGGAUAUAAUAGCUUCAAAGGAGACCAAUCUUUCUUCUGGAACAACACUUUUUCUUCAUCCCAUUUUAGAAAAUCGUGGUUCUCUCAUGAAAAAACAGAUUAACAGAUUAUUA